AAUUUUCAGGCAGGUAAUUUGUAGGAAGAAAAAAGAAAAGUCAAAAUAGAAACAGUGACUAUUCCGCGUGAGUGAUCAAUGACGCGCUUUUCCUACUGCUUUUGCUUUUCCUCAGUGAUCAUGUUGCUGCUUUCACUUACUUUUCUACUAUAUUUCUCUUCUGCUUUACCCAAACUCUGUUGAAUCUCACCUUCUUUCAUGGCUUCUUUUUUUGACAUCGACACCGACACCGCCUUGAGAUUGUUACUAUCCUGCGCUGAAGCUAUUGAAGAAUAUGGGGAUCUGAAAAGCGCCGAUGCGUUCCUUCAUAAUAUCUUGAUUCUUGCUGAUCAGAUACCCAACUGGUUUCAAGAUGAAAUCAAAGUGGUGAAAUACUUUGCGGACGCUCUGGCUCGCCGAGCCUACGGACUGCAUCCCGCUUCUUCCUUCUUCACUUUCCCGGUUGAUCCUUUACCAUAUUAUCAUUAUAACAGCUACCAUAUUAAUGGCGUCAUAAAAAAAGUUGUCGAUGGUGCUUUGAUGGGAAGCAGGCGAUUGCACGUCAUUGAUUUCUCCAUCCCGUAUUACAGGUUUCAGAAUUCAGUUCUUCGUACACUACCGAACUUCUCCGGCGAUCCUCUACCCGUCCGUGUAAGUUACACACUUCCACCAUUUCUGAAAAAACAUGUAAAGUUCUCACGCCAAAUGGAGAUUUUGACUAAGGAUGCCGAGGAAGUUAAUGUAAAGUUGGAGAAUGAAUUGAAAGUGGUUUAUGGCAAUAGUUUGGCAGAAGUGGAUGAAUGUGAAAUAGAUUUCAAAAGAAGAAGAGAUGAUGAAAUGGUGGUGGUUUACUAUAAAUUUAAACUUGAUAAGUUGGUAAGAGAAGCAAAAGCAAUGGAGAGAGAGUUAGCAAGAUUGAAGGAGAUAAAUCCGACGAUUGUAAUCAUGCUAGACUUUUAUUCUAAUCAUAGCGACUCCAAUUUCUUGACAUGUUUCAAGGAUUCAUUUCAGUAUUCCUUGAAGACUCUUGAUUACUGGGCGGAGUUGGACCAUUAUCUUGAAGGGGAGUAUGGGUGGGAGUGCAACAGAGAGGCAGGGGAAGGUAAUAAUAUAAUUAGGCGGCACCCAAGUUUGACAGAAUGGCAACAUCUCUUUUCAAUGGCUGGCUUUAGUCGAAUUCCAUUAAACCACAGGAAAGAUAAUCUUAGCGUUGAGGAUAAGAGUUUGUUAGAAAUAAUGGGGGAGGAAGAAGAGUGUUUGAUUUUAGGUAACAAGGGACGUCCAAUGUUUUUCUUAUCGGCAUGGAAACCCAAAGUUGAAGAUGGACACUUCAAUUCCAUUUCCACCAACCAUAAGUUUGGACUAGGUUUCAAUCCAAAUCCUCUGCCUCUUCAGCCUCUUCAACCUUUUCUAGAGGGCUUGAUAUUGAAUCGAUUAGCUACACUUGCUGAGAUACAUGACAUAUCAAAAGAUUUAUGUUGUAAAUAUAAGCUUUCAUUGGCUUUAACAUGGGCUGCUGAGGUUAACAAUAUGAAUGAAACCAUCUCGGAUCCUAAGAAGAAACAUGCUUUUUCUAUCCAAAGUAAUUCUUGUUAUGUGAAAGAUAGUAAAUCUUAUCGUUUUAUGUUUGUUUCUGAAUGCCUGAUUAGUGGCCUCAUUAUUGAGAAAGCACUUGAAGCCAGGGACGGCUACCAUUUUGAACCAUCUGUUACUAAGGUACUUACUAAGGUAGAAGACUUCAGAUAUUCCAUGUUAAAGGAUUGUAACAUAGAUGUUGUUGUUGCCAUUUGUCUACAAAAUCGUCACACAAGUGAUGAAGUUUAUAUCGUAGAAUUUUAUUGGCCUCCAACUGAGAGUGAAAUAUCAAAAUUUUUAGCUCUUCGAAUCUUCGAUGACUUCAAACAUAUGAAGACAACGUUUAUAACAGUAAAAGUUCGAGGCCCCGAAAUUAAGUUCCAAGAAGAAGCCAUUUCAAGCGUUCCUACAUCUUCAAACACAGCAAUGCCUUCGAAAAUAGCUGAAAAUGCGCAUAUUGAGCAGAUUAUUUUCAAUGAUGGCUCUCAGAUUGUGGAAACAAAACGAAACAAACAGAGAAAGUCGUGGUCAAAGGUUUGGGUGGACUUUGAUAAGUUUGAAGAACAUGGAAAACAAGUAGCCAAAUGUAAACACUGCCUCAAGGUGUUUACAGGGUCAAGUAAGAGUGGAACCACACACUUGAAUAACCACUCGAAAGUAUGUCCUGGUAAGAAAAAACAAAAUCAAGAAAGCCAGUUGAUACUUCCAGUUGAUACCAAUGAAAGAAGCUCAACGUUUGAUCAAGAAACGAGUCACUUGGAUCUUGUGAAAAUGGUUAUUAGGCAUCAGUAUCCAUUAGAUCUGGCUGGUCAAGAAGCCUUCAAGAAUUUUGUGAAAGGUUUGCAGCCAAUGUAUGAAUUUCAAUCAAGAGAUAAAUUGUUAUCUGACAUACAUCACAUCUAUAAUGAAGAGAGAGAGAAACUUCAGUUGUAUUUUGAUAAGCUUGCUUGCAAAUUAAAUUUGACAGUAAGUUUGUGGAAGAACAAUCAUGGAAAGACUGCAUAUUGUUGUUUGAUAGCACAUUUUAUUGAUGAUGGUUGGGAACUAAAGAUAAAGAUUCUUGGCUUGAGGAAAUUAGAGCAUGUAUAUGACACAAAGGUCGUAGGUGGAAUUAUUGGGAGCUUUGUUUCGGAGUGGAAUAUAAGUAAGAAAGUAUGUUCCAUAACUGUGGAUAACUCUUUUCUGAAUGAUGGUAUGGUUCAUCAGAUAAGAGAAAAUUGUGUUAGCGAGCAGGGCUCCCUUUCUACAGCCCAUUGGUUCAUCAGUUUCACACUUCUUGAGGAUGGGUUUCGUGAGAUGGAUACCAUACUUUCAAAGUUAUGGAAAUCCAUUGAAUAUGUCACUGAAACAACGCAUGGAAAACUGAACUUUCAAGAAGCUGUAAAUCAAGUGAAGCUACAAGGUGGGAAAUCAUGGGACGAACUUUCUUUCAAGCUGGAAUCAGACUCUGACAUACUUGAUAGUGCCUUGAGAUCAAGAGAAAUAUUUUGUAAGCUGGAGCAAAUUGAUGACAAUUUUAUGCUAAACCUAUCAAAGGAGGAAUGGGACAAGGUAGUAACUCUACAAAGUUGUUUCAAAUGUUUUGAUGAUAUCAAAGGAACUCAAUCCCUUACUGCAAAUUUGUACUUCCCGAAGCUCUGCAACAUGUAUGAGGAAUUUGGUCAACUAAAAAAGAGCAAUCAUCCGUUUGUUAUAUUGAUGAAGAGGAAAUUUGACAACUAUUGGAGCUUAUGUAAUGUGGCUUUCACUAUUGCAGCUGCUCUUGAUCCAAGGUUGAAGUUUAGAUUCACAUGUAAUGAGACCUAUGAUCUUGAAAGUAUGAUGAAGCUGAAAAGAUUUCGUAAAGUUCUCAUGGAUGUUUACUUUGACUAUGCUAAUGAAGCCAAAAAUCUGAGUGCAUCAUCUUCGGUCUUGGAUGAUUCCAAUUCUUUAACAGCAGAGACCACAAAAGAUUGUAUUGUGAGCUAUUUCAGUAAAUUUGUAUCUGCAAGCAAUGUUAAAGAGGUGGCUUCACAGAAGUCAGAGCUUGACUGUUACUUAGAAGAGACUUUGCUUCCCUCGGAUGCAGACAUACUUGGUUGGUGGCGUAUUAAUUCUCAAAGGUUCCCUACACUUGCAAAGAUGGCUCGUGAUUUCCUCGCAAUCCCAGUAUCAGUUUCCUCACCAUGUUCGAAUGUUAGUGCUAUGACCAUAAAUCCAGCCUACAGUAGCUUAGACCCUGAGAGCAUGGAAGCUCUGGUAUGCAGUCAAAAUUGGUUGGAAUCUACAAAAGAAAAUGAUGGAGAACAUCAUGAACCCAUGCAAAAUAUGGAUAAAAGGAAAAGAAAGAUGGAAGAGAAUGACACUUCUACUGUAAAAGUUUUCAAAAACCGGACUCAUGAAAAAGCUAGUAGUAAUGGAGACAUUGCUAGUGAUUUCAACAAAAAUGAAACUAAUCAUGGAAGAAACAUUGCUGCCGCAAUUGAAAUUCCAAAUGAUGAACCAUCAUUCAACAGUAAUCAAUCGGAUCAAUUUCAAAGCUCAUCUUCCGAGUCUGAUGAUGAGACAACGUUGAGGGAGCAAGGGUCAUGGUAUAAAGAGAAAGAAAAUUGGACGAGACAAGGAAUUUCAAUUAAUGGGCGAGAACCUAACACCUUUACUCGUGGCGCCUCAUUGUGAUGAAUCACUAAUAGAGUACUAUAUCGAUGAUUCGGUCGUUAAUACUUAUUUUAAAUUGCUUAAGAAGAGAUCCGACAAAUUUCCAAAUGUAUACAUCAAACAUUAUUCGUUUGAUUCUCUAAUAAAUGUAAGAAUUUUUAUCCCGCCAAAAAUUAUUGGUAUUUU
Molecule: messenger RNA, 4377 nt
Organism: Gossypium raimondii (Peruvian cotton)
Lineage: Eukaryota; Viridiplantae; Streptophyta; Magnoliopsida; Malvales; Malvaceae
Exons: 9
Coding region: 199-4212 (1337 amino acids)
Molecular function (GO): DNA binding; protein dimerization activity
Source: RefSeq, a predicted model, not a curated record